CCGUGCAGAGGCGCACGUGUACGCUAACUGCGUUACGGUCACCGACGCUGCUGUUCAGCUGGUUAGCCAAACAUCCCACAGAAAAAAAAGAUGAGCUGAGAAAGCCCACGGAGAAAAAAAAUGAUAACAAUGUGUUCAAACCCGCAGAAGUGUCCAAAAAGAGACAGUUGUUUAAGGUCCUGUAACACAACAUUUGCACUUAUGGAUGAAACUCGUAUUGGGAUGGUUUAGAGGACUAAGCCGCCGUGUGACACAUUAGCUCCUAUGAAGCAAAAGUCAAGCAUUUACUUUCACAAGGUUUUUUUUUUUUGUUUUUUUUUUAACCUAUUGCCAUUAAACUAGAUGAGCUCCUGCAUUGGUUCUGCGUCAAAGGGAACCUCCAAGAUACGUUUUUUUUUGGUUCUUUAACAUUGGUAUGGGGCCUCUUUUUCCAGCUUUUUGUAUCAUGUUUUCUUUUUGUUCCCUUCAGAACAUAAUUCCUCAUCACAAUCUUAAAAACGUGAUGCGUCUUUCCUAAUAACCCCAUCUCAUCUUCAAUUCUGUAUCUCAUCUCACGGUCCCUGCAGGGAUAAAGGGUGUUCUUGAAUUUUGACCCUUUGUGACUAGUGAAGCCUUCAGCAAACAUAACUCUGUCCCUGUAGGAAAACGUUUAUGUGGCAGCAAGCAGAUCCUUUUCACCUCUAUAGGUGAACACUGGGCAGUGAUCCUUGUGGGUUUUUUUUCUUCUCCUAUUUGGUUGCAUGGAAUCAGCCUAAUCGUGGAGAGGCCGGGCUAUCACAAGCUGAUGGACUUUGACAAGAGGGGAGUUGGAGGUGCGGGAGGUGGAGGGAAGGGUGAGGCAGAGGAAGGGAAAAGGAUGUCUGGGAAAUAUAGUGGACGAGGCGCUGGCUCCAACUCUGGAGUGCUGAUGGUUGGACCAAACUUCCGUGUCGGGAAGAAGAUAGGAUGUGGGAACUUUGGAGAGCUGCGACUUGGAAAGAACCUAUACACCAAUGAAUAUGUGGCCAUCAAACUGGAGCCGGUGAAGUCACGGGCCCCACAGCUGCACCUAGAAUACCGUUUUUACAAACAACUGGGAAGCUCAGAAGGCAUACCUCAGGUGUUUUACUUUGGACCGUGUGGUAAAUACAACGCCAUGGUUCUGGAGCUUUUGGGACCAAGCUUAGAAGAUCUGUUUGACCUCUGUGAGAGAACGUUCUCCCUGAAGACUGUACUCAUGAUAGCCAUACAACUGAUAACUCGCAUGGAGUUUGUUCACACCAGGAGCCUCAUUUACCGCGACGUCAAGCCGGAGAACUUUCUAGUGGGCCGACCCGGCUCCAAAAGGCAGCACACUAUUCACAUCAUAGACUUUGGCUUGGCAAAAGAGUACAUCGACCCAGAGACCAAGAAACACAUCCCAUACAGAGAGCACAAGAGUUUGACGGGGACUGCCAGGUACAUGAGCAUCAACACGCAUCUGGGGAAAGAGCAAAGCAGAAGAGACGACCUGGAAGCUUUAGGCCACAUGUUCAUGUAUUUUCUCAGAGGCAGCCUGCCCUGGCAGGGAUUAAAGGCUGAUACUCUAAAGGAACGCUACCAGAAGAUAGGAGACACAAAGAGAGACACGCCAAUUGAGGUGCUCUGUGAGAGUUUCCCAGAAGAGAUGGCCACCUAUCUGCGGUAUGUACGUCGACUCGACUUCUUUGAGAAGCCAGAUUAUGACUACCUGAGGAAACUCUUUACGGACCUCUUCGACAGAAAUGGAUAUGUGUUUGAUUUCCAGUACGAUUGGACUGGGAAGCCACUGCCCACUCCCAUCGGUCCAGUGGCAACAGAGACUCCACUUCCAGCAAGCAGUCGAGAGAAAGCAGCACAGGCCAAAAACCAGGUGAUGAGUUCAACAAAUGGAGAACUGAACACGGAUGACCCCACCGCAGGACACUCGAAUGCACCGAUUGCAGCUAAUGUGGAGGUGGAAGUAGCUGAUGAUACUAAGUGCUGCUGUUUCUUCAAGAGGAGGAAGAGGAAAGCUCUCCAGAGACACAAAUGAAAAUAAGAUGAAAGCGAAACCUCGGCUUUCGUCCUCGUUUUUUUGUCUCCCAUCUAUUCUUCUCCUCCAGCUUGUCAUCUCUCCUCUCCUGUGAUGUGGGAGGAGCAGCAGGCUAAAGAAGCAUUUCCUCCGCUGAUCUGCUGGUUUUUGUCGCUGUGGGCUGAGCAAACCCAGAAUAAUGGCUAUCCAUUCACCGCAGACUGGAACCCUGGGAUAGAACUGAACAGCAGUGAACUUCACAUAUUUAUGGCUGCAGAAAGGACUGAGUAUGGAACUGCAGAGGCUGUGUCUGACUGAAUAGAUGGAUUAUAUUAAAUGCCCUUUUUUUUUUUCUUCCUUACUGACUGGCUCAGAGGAGAGAAAAGCAUUUCUGAGGAGAAAAAGAACGGACUCCAAAAGCGAGGGAUCGCGUGACAUGCGCUCUUAGAAAACACAACACAAUACUUGCUGCACAAUAUUGACCUCCUUAUGAAGAGACUCCAUGCAGUUGAGGUACAGUUUUAUUUCCUCAGGUCAAAAACCCACAGUAAGCGACUCGGUCUGCACCGACUGGAGUCCCUGUAAAACUCAUAUACCGUUAGUGGAAAACACCAGGAUCAAACAUUUUACAAUGUUUAUGUAAAACCUUUUUGUUUUUCAUAUUUUAAUUUGGAUCUAAAGUUUUUUUCAGCACAGGUUUUGAGCUGAUAAAACAAUAUGGAACCUUUUUAUUACCUGCCCCCUCAAUCUUGUUUCAAAGAGGAUAUUUUUUGUAGUUUUUAGUGUGUUCUUCUGUUAUUUUAAGUUUAUUUUUUUCUUCUUCUUUUUCUCCUGUUGGAGCUCUCCAAGUUGGAUAAUGACAUUGGAAAAAUAAACAACCAAACAUAA
Molecule: messenger RNA, 2899 nt
Organism: Oryzias latipes (Japanese medaka)
Lineage: Eukaryota; Metazoa; Chordata; Actinopteri; Beloniformes; Adrianichthyidae
Product: casein kinase I
Biological process (GO): protein phosphorylation
Molecular function (GO): protein serine/threonine kinase activity; ATP binding
Source: RefSeq, a predicted model, not a curated record